AUCCAUCAGGCACAAAAAGCAUAAAAGGAUUCUUUUGGGAUUUCAAAAGCUUUAUCUUGUUAAUUCAAAUAAAUAGCAGUGAACAGGGAGAGACAACUUCAUCAGAGGAUUAAGUCACAGGCUGUAAUUGGGACAGUGUGGAGUCAAAUAACCUCGUCAGAGGUCUCAAGGAAUUUAUGAGCAGUUGUCAAACUUCCUUUUCCUGUGAGUGAAGUAGGGACCAGAAGAAGCAGGUAUUGGUGGAAGGAGCAGUCCUUGGAGAAGCCGCAGGAUGCAGCCUGAGAAGAGACAAAAGAGAAAAACCUUCAAGCAGAGACUGGUUCUAAAAAGCAGCUUAGCUAAAGAAACACUCUCCGAGUUCUUGGGCACAUUUAUAAUGAUCGUCCUUGGAUGUGGCUCUGUUGCCCAAGCUACCCUCAGUCGAGGACAUUUUGGAGGAAUCGUCACUAUCAAUGUUGGAUUUGCAAUGGCAGUCUCAAUGGCCAUUUAUGUGACUGGAGGUGUCUCUGGUGGCCAUAUCAACCCAGCUGUGUCUUUGGCAAUGUGUCUCUUUGGACGGAUGAAAUGGUUCAAAUUGCCUUUUUAUGUGGGAGCCCAGUUCUUGGGAGCCUUUGUAGGGGCCGCAGCCCUCUUUGGUAUUUACUAUGAUGGACUUAUGUCCUUUGCUGGUGGGAAACUACUCAUCGUGGGAGAAAAUGCAACAGCACACAUUUUUGCAACAUACCCAGCUCCUUAUCUGUCUCUGGUGAAUGCAUUUGCAGACCAAGUACUGGCCACCAUGUUUCUCCUCAUGAUUGUCUUUGCCCUCUUUGACUCCAGAAACUUGGGAGCCCCCAAAGGCCUAGAGCCCAUUGUCAUUGGCCUCCUGAUUAUUGUCCUUUCUUCCUCUUUGGGGAUGAACAGUGGCUGUGCCAUGAACCCAGCUCGAGACCUGAGUCCCAGACUUUUCACUGCUUUGGCAGGAUGGGGGUUUGAGGUCUUCAGAGCUGGAAAUAACUUCUGGUGGAUUCCUGUAGUGGGCCCUUUGGUUGGUGCUGUCAUUGGAGGCCUCACCUAUGUUUUUAUCAUUGAAAUCCACCAUCCAGACCCUGACUCUGACUUGGAGGCAGAACAAUCCGAAGACAAACCAGAGAAACAUGAACUUAGUGUGAUAAUGUAGCAGCAUGCUCAGUUCUAGGUUUACAACUGGCUGAGCUGAUGUUCUCUUCAGGCAAGAAGUCAUCUAGGUGUCUAUGUUUUCAUAAAACUGGGGUGGACCUGCCCAAUG
Pteronotus mesoamericanus is the source of this 1267-nucleotide messenger RNA. RefSeq names its product aquaporin 9 (gene AQP9). The record is from RefSeq and is a predicted model, not a curated record. NCBI's taxonomy places the organism in Eukaryota, Metazoa, Chordata, Mammalia, Chiroptera, Mormoopidae. Gene Ontology annotation, cellular component: plasma membrane; basolateral plasma membrane. The transcript is spliced from 6 exons. Gene Ontology annotation, molecular function: glycerol channel activity; urea transmembrane transporter activity; water channel activity. Gene Ontology annotation, biological process: glycerol transmembrane transport; water transport. The coding region runs from base 272 to 1159 and encodes 295 amino acids.